AAGUGCAUGUGACCUCCUCUCCACAGCCGCCCCCACUUCUCUCCCCCCCUCCACCUCCAACUCUCCUCUCCAAUGGCUUUCCCCAACCUCUUCUCCUUCUCUCUCCUCCUCUUCGUCCUCUUCCUCUCCUCUUCUACCCACAAUGUGGCUGUGGUGGAGGCGCAGGCCGAUGACACUAGUUGGAAGCUGAGGACCGAUGCCAUGGAGUGGCCAACCACCACCUCCUUGUACUCUUCUUCCUCCUCCUACCCCUUCGGCUAUGAGGCAGACGAAGAAGGGCUUGAAGAGGCAGCGAAGCACAACAGGAGGGCUCUGUUCUGGCACCGGUUCCGGUACUACAUCUCCUACGGGGCGCUAUCGGCCAACCGGGUACCGUGUCCGCCUCGCUCCGGCCGCUCCUACUACACCCACAACUGCUACCGCGCCCGCGGCCCCGUCCAUCCCUACCAUCGCGGCUGCAGUGCAAUCACCCGCUGCCGGAGGUGAACACAGGAAGAUUUUUUUUUUUUUUAAUCCCAUUCCAUGCCUCCAACUAAGUCCCCUGUUUCUAUUGCUCUGUUCUUGGUGUUGGUAGUGAUACUACUGGAUAUAUCUAAGUGUUAUGUGGAUCUGGUUGAUUUAUUCGGGCCAUGGUGGAAGGAUAUUGGUGGACUACGGAUCUGAUACCGUUGCUUUAUUACUAUACGUAUUUGCUCUUGGUACUGGGAAUGAGAUUGGUUUUUGUUAUAUUGUUGUUUGAUCGAGGAACGUCGAUUUGCCUUUUUUUUUUAACGGCAAAAGUUUUUUCCUUUCCUUGUGGCACGUGUUGUAUUGGGACCAUACCUGCUUUAGACUGCUGUUUUUAAUGGCUGUAAUAUUAAUUUGCUGUGGAUGGAUGCAGAAUGUGGUUCACCUAUCAAGGUAAUGUCAUAUCUUUUGCGUUUUUAUUAUUUGUA
Molecule: messenger RNA, 935 nt
Organism: Elaeis guineensis (African oil palm)
Lineage: Eukaryota; Viridiplantae; Streptophyta; Magnoliopsida; Arecales; Arecaceae
Product: protein RALF-like 34
Biological process (GO): calcium-mediated signaling
Cellular component (GO): plasmodesma
Source: RefSeq, a predicted model, not a curated record